AUGGAUACCAGGCUGUACAACAACAGAUGGCAUGACACGCCAUGGCCAUGCUUUAAAUAUGUAGGUGGGGCAGCAAGCACGAUGGAGAAAUUUCAGUCAAUGUACACACACAGCUGCUGCCACAAGACUGGCCGUGGGAGGGGGCUCAAUGACGACUUGGAGCCUACGAGCACCAAGAGAGGAGAUGCAAUGUGCAGAAACCCUGGCUAA
Auxenochlorella protothecoides is the source of this 210-nucleotide messenger RNA. RefSeq lists its product as hypothetical. The transcript has a single exon. Lineage: Eukaryota; Viridiplantae; Chlorophyta; Trebouxiophyceae; Chlorellales; Chlorellaceae. The coding region runs from base 1 to 210 and encodes 69 amino acids. The record is from RefSeq and is a predicted model, not a curated record.